Messenger RNA from Cladophialophora bantiana CBS 173.52, 735 nucleotides. RefSeq lists its product as uncharacterized. The coding region runs from base 1 to 735 and encodes 244 amino acids. The record is from RefSeq and is a predicted model, not a curated record. NCBI's taxonomy places the organism in Eukaryota, Fungi, Ascomycota, Eurotiomycetes, Chaetothyriales, Herpotrichiellaceae. The transcript is spliced from 2 exons.
AUGGCCAUUCUUCUCCUACCCACGGUUUCCUUUGCGACGAAAGAGAAACAACAGCGCUUUUUCUCCCUUCUCCAAAGCGUGGCCGAAGAAAGCUGGGCGGACGAACCAGACUGUCUCGGCUACUGCUGGUUGGUUUCUGUCGUGCCAGCAGAGCUGCGCGUUUGUGGCUUUGAGCUCUAUUCGAACGCCGCGGCCUUGACAGAGGUCCAUCGAGCUGGCACGGCCUACGGAAGGUUCAAAACGGCUCUCACGCAGGAGGAACUGGCACCUCCUCCCUCCCGCGACGACCUGAGAUUUUGGUGUCCCGUGCUAGACCCCUGCCCAGAACUGAACAAAUCUCACGGUGAAGAUACCCCGUUGACUUUCUUGGUGAGCAAAUAUCAGCUGGACAGCUCAGAGAGACGAGAGGCAUUGCUGAAGGACUUUGAAUCGGAGCACGGAGAAGCUCAAAGCACCACUUCUGCAACACGCAUUGUUGCCACCGCGCCUGACAGUCAUGAUGUGGUCACGGUGCACAUUGCACACUCUACCGCGCUCGAUGAUUUGAGGUGCAAGAAGAUUGAGGAACAGUCUAGGUAUGUGAUAAGGAUGCUUCCAUUGUCGGCCCUGGUGAUUAUGUACUCAUGCGGUCUCACACAGGAUGCGAGAAAUGGGGGUGCGAGAGACUUGCCAUCUCUGGCGGACAUCUUCAGUCGGAUUUCUUCGUGGAAAUUCUGCCAGGGAAAGUUCCAGUAA